AGCAGAGAAAAAGCGCAACAAUUCGCGUAGCAGAAACUCUUCGGACUCACACUUGCUGAAUCAUCAAGAAUCUGGCAAAUACUCGAGAAAUGAAGUCAAAGAAGACAACUGUAACUGUAAGAGCGCCGCAAAGUUAUGUGCAAGACGCCUGCCGUCUAAUGUUCAGCAGAAGAUUGAGGACGCCAACCGAGAUAUGAUAACUCCCAAGGAAUCACGAGCCCCUACGCGCUACAGAGAGAACCUUACUGCCAGGUUGCGUCGUCAGUCGUCGGUGAAUAACAGUACAACCAGCUUAAGGAGCUCCCGAAGACCGUCCCCUGUUGCCAGCAGGAGGUCUGCCUUGCCCUCACGAGAAUCGUCGAGAACCCGUGAUGGUGCUAGGGCUGCGAAGUCGUGUACAAAACACUUGCUGUUCGAUACUUACUCUAAGACCGACAAUUCUAGUCUUUGUAGUACCCCAGGAACUCCCCUCUCAAACAGUAGAAGCGUAACGCCUCGGGGCCCGUCCCCAGAACCAGGAACGCGAGUAACCACUAUGGAUAACCACAAAACUCAAGAACAGAGUAAAGGAACCGAACUGAGUCAACGUGCGCAAGAACUUUUGUCGGAUUUCUCCAAUGUCUCUAACCAGUCCUCUAGCACAUACGUACACCUCUCGCGGAAGCCAAACGAUGCCAGUAAGACGAACAAAUCAGAAAAUUACAAAUCGGACUUAAUAGAACGUAAUAUUUGUAAAACUUACGUUAUGGUGAAGUCUCAUAAAGAGGGUUACGGUCGGCCGUUACUGAAAACUGUAAACAAGAAACUGAUCAUCCACCCUUAUCCUAUACCCCCUUAUAGAGUAUCCCCCCAUACAGGUAGCCAUGGAGCAUCUAGCUCAUCAACACGUUCAGCCUCACGUAUCGACACUUCGACAAAACCCGCAAGUACGAAAUUGUCUCCGAACAGUCCGAACACAGUACAGCAGCCCUGCACGAGCAAUGAUUCACAAAACAAUUCAAAUUACACGCCUUUACCGGAUAUCGAAAGCUCAUAUUAUAUAUUGAAACAAAAACCUGCUCUCAAACUUGAAGCUGAUGACGCCAGUACAACUGGAAGCAUUCCCCAGACAUCUGAGAGAAAAGAUAGAACAAGAGAAGCAAUAAUACAAGCCCGGAUCCGUUUUCUACGUAAAACUCAACAGUUUGAAGCGGACAUUAAGGAAAACGGUAUUCCCCAAAAACCGCAGCCAUUACGUGAGGAUAUGAGGCAAAUGAUGAUACGCGAAUCAAAACGCAAGUACCUGAGCAAGCAAUACCAGAGCCAGUCAAAAUUUGAAAAAAUUGAGGGUCUAAAUUGGAUCUCCUGGCCACAAUAAACAAUAUGAUUUAUUGAAGGUCUAAAUUGGUUCUCCUGGCCACAAUAAACAAUAUGAUUUAUUGAGGAUCUAAACUGGAUGUCCG
Leguminivora glycinivorella is the source of this 1442-nucleotide messenger RNA. RefSeq lists its product as uncharacterized. Bases 194 to 1357 code for a protein of 387 amino acids. The transcript is spliced from 15 exons. The record is from RefSeq and is a predicted model, not a curated record. Lineage: Eukaryota; Metazoa; Arthropoda; Insecta; Lepidoptera; Tortricidae.